This is a messenger RNA of Sinocyclocheilus grahami, 2113 nucleotides long. RefSeq names its product mitogen-activated protein kinase kinase kinase kinase 3-like. The transcript is spliced from 26 exons. The record is from RefSeq and is a predicted model, not a curated record. Gene Ontology annotation, cellular component: cytoplasm. The annotation marks the transcript as partial. NCBI's taxonomy places the organism in Eukaryota, Metazoa, Chordata, Actinopteri, Cypriniformes, Cyprinidae. Gene Ontology annotation, biological process: protein phosphorylation; intracellular signal transduction. Gene Ontology annotation, molecular function: ATP binding; MAP kinase kinase kinase kinase activity.
UGUCGGGAGACCCUGCAGGGUGUUUACUAUCUCCAUAACAAAGGCAAGAUCCACAGAGAUAUAAAGGGCGCAAAUAUACUGUUGACAGACAAUGGCUACGUUAAGCUAGCUGAUUUUGGAGUUUCAGCUCAGAUAUCAGCCACUUUAGCAAAAAGAAAGUCCUUCAUUGGAACUCCAUAUUGGAUGGCACCUGAGGUGGCAGCAGUUGAGAGGAAAGGUGGCUACAAUCAGCUGUGUGAUAUUUGGGCCGUGGGCAUCACCGCUAUUGAGCUGGCCGAGUUGGAGCCGCCAAUGUUCGACUUGCACCCCAUGAGAGCACUCUUCCUAAUGACCAAGAGCAGUUUCCAACCACCUAAGCUGAAAGACAAAGUAAAGUGGACAAAUAAUUUUCAUCACUUUGUGAAAAUGGCUUUGACCAAAAAUCCCAAGAAGAGACCAACAGCUGACAGAUUACUGCAGCACCCAUUCGUUACCCAACCGCUUAGCCGGACUCUUGCCAUUGAGCUACUGGACAAAGCCAACAAUCCUGACCACAGCACACACAGUGAUGCAGAGGAGGAUGACAUUGACCCAGAGUCUCCCGUGUCUGUGCCACAUCGAAUCCGCUCAUCUAGCAGGAGCUCACGAGAUGGAAAGACUCUCUCUGAGAUUAACUUUGAUAAGGUGAAGUUUGACCCACCUCUGAGAAAAGAAACCGAACCGCAUCAUGAGAUGGAUCUACCAUUAGAGCCCGAAAGCAUUCUGGGAAAUAACAAGAGUCUAUUAAAAUCUGUUGCUGAGGAGCUCAAUCAAAGGGGUCAUGUGACACAUUUAGAGGAUGAGGAGGAGGAUGAAGGUGAUGAUUUGCACAGUGACUCCACUUCAACCAUGAGGCCUAAAGUACCACCUCCUCUGCCACCCAAGCCAAAGCUUCCGUCUCCCGGUCAGAACAGUACUGUCUCAGAGGACAAUACCGGAGAAGGGACCAUUAAACGUUCCCCAGCUUCUGCAAGCUCCUCCCCUCCUGUUCGGACUGCUUCCUGUGUGCCUCCCAGGCCGCCACCUCCUCGCCUGCCUCCACACAGGCGUAGUAGUCUAGGUAACAAACCAUCUGAGCAUGAUCAGACAGAGCCAGCAGGGGAUGAUGAGAUUUAUAGGUUCUGGGAAUGGCUUCAUGCUGAACAACAAGAAGAACAAAGUAAGCUAAGCACCGCCUUCUUGAGCGUGCUCUCCUACAGCUGUAGCUUUACCCUUCAAUUCAGUAAUGGCCUCCCACCGACCCCUAAAGUACAUAUGGGAGCUUGUUUCUCUAAAGUGUUUAACGGCUGUCCCCUAAAGAUUCACUGUGCCUGUUCCUGGAUAAACCCAAACACCAGGGAUCAGUAUCUGAUUUUUGGUGCAGAGGAAGGAAUUUAUACCCUCAAUCUAAAUGAAAUCCAUGAGAGCACAAUGGAACAGUUGGUUCCACGGAGGUGCACAUGGGUCUAUGUAAUGAACAACUGGCUGCAUUCAAUAUCAGGUAAAGCAUCUCAGCUGUACUCUUACAACCUGACGGGGCUCUUUGAGCAAGCUCGACAAAUGCAGAAGUUACCUGUUUCCAUACCAACACACAAAUUCCCAGACAAAAUCAUCCCACGGAAGUUUACUGUGUCCAAUAAAAUACCAGAUACGAGGGGUUGUCAGAAAUGUUGUGUGGUGCGAAACCCGUACACCGGUCAUAAGUACUUAUGUGGAGCUUUCCAGUCCAGCGUAGUGCUGUUUGAAUGGGUGGAAGCCAUGCAGCGCUUCAUGUUGAUAAAGAGCAUAGACCUCACCCUGCCGUGCCCAUUAGAAAUCUUUGAGAUGUUGGUGGUUCCUGAGCAGCAUUACCCACUGGUUUGUGUGGCGGUCAGUAAAGGAAGCCAUCCUGAUCAGGUGGUCACGUUUGGUACUGUUGAUCCCAAUGCUGCCAACCCGAUAUUCACAGAGCCCGAAACACCUCAAACAUGUGUCAUUCAUGUGACUCAGCUGGAGAGAGAUACUGUCCUAGUGUGUCUAGAUCGGUGUAUAAAAUUGGUGAAUUUACAGGGCAGGUUAAAAUCCAACAGAAAGCUGUCAACUGAACUCACCUUUAACUUCCAGAUUGAGGCAAUAG